Molecule: messenger RNA, 2575 nt
Organism: Gossypium raimondii (Peruvian cotton)
Lineage: Eukaryota; Viridiplantae; Streptophyta; Magnoliopsida; Malvales; Malvaceae
Product: subtilisin-like protease SBT1.9
Exons: 1
Coding region: 109-2403 (764 amino acids)
Biological process (GO): proteolysis
Molecular function (GO): serine-type endopeptidase activity
Source: RefSeq, a predicted model, not a curated record
AGGAAAAAAAAAAGGGAAAAAAGAAAGGGGGUGACGACAUGAAAAAUUCCGUGAUAUUGCACAUCUUAUACAGGAACAUCCGAUAAAGAGAGAGUUUCAUACUGAUUUAUGCCACAGAGUUCAACCAUGAAUUUUCUUCAUACUCUAUCCACUGUUUUGUUCAUUGUCUCCAUUCAUCCGUUCACUCGAGCGAAACCCGACACAUAUAUCAUCCACAUGGACCCAUCAGCCAUGCCUAAAGCCUUCUCCAGUCAUCACAGCUGGUAUUUCUCAAUGCUUUCUUCCAUAUCAGACACCUCUGAAGCAGCUUCAGCCUCUUCCACCGUUACUUCCAAACAUUUAUACACUUACACUCAUUCUAUCAACGGAUUCAGUGCUACUCUCACCUUAUCGGAGCUUGAAUCCCUAAAGAAAUCCUUUGGUUACCUUUCAUUCACUCGAGAUCGUCCUCUCACUGUCCAUACAACUCAUACUUCUCAAUUUCUUGGUUUAAACUCAGUUUCAGGUGCAUGGACAGCUCCAAAUUAUGGUGAAGAUGUCAUUAUUGGUAUAGUUGACUCUGGAAUUUGGCCUGAGAGUGAGAGUUAUAGUGAUGAGGGGAUGGCUCAAGUUCCCACCAGAUGGAAAGGAAAAUGCGAGUCAGGCACCAAUUUCAAUUCUUCCUUUUGCAACAAGAAACUCAUCGGGGCUCGGUUUUACAACAAAGGGUUGCUUUCUAGCCAUCCUAAGUUAACUAUUCCAAUGAAUUCCCCUAGGGAUAUCAAUGGACAUGGAACUCAUACAUCAUCAAUUGCUGCGGGUAACUCUGCAAAAGGAGCUUCCUAUUUUGGCUAUGCUUCAGGAACAGCUAAUGGCAUGGCUCCACGGGCUCAUAUAGCAAUGUACAAAGUAGUUUGGAGAUAUGGAACAUACACAUCCGAUGUACUAGCUGCAAUUGACCAGGCAAUUCAAGAUGGAGUUGAUAUAUUGUCCUUAUCCUUGGGGUUAAGCGUGGAUAACAAUGUCUUGGAUGAUGAUCCGAUAGCAGUAGCCACUUUCGCAGCGAUGGAAAAGGGUAUUUUCAUAGCAGCAUCGGCCGGAAACGAUGGGCCUUUAUAUUGGUCUUUAGUCAAUGGAGCACCAUGGAUGUUAACCGUGGCUGCUGGUUCUAUAGAUCGUGAAUUUGAUGGAAUUUUGACUUUGGGAAAUGGAGUGCAAAUCACCUUUGAAUCCUUGUAUCCAGGUAAUUUUUCUCGAAACCAAAUGCCUCUCAUUGUUAUGGAUGAAUGUGCAAGCUUGGAGGAACUAAGGCAAGUACGAAACAACAUAAUCGUUUGCAAGGACCAUCUAAGUAUAAGCGAUCAAGUCGAAAAUGCAGAAUCUGCAAUGGUAUCUGCAGCUGUUUUCAUAUCCAAUUACUCUUAUUUAUCUGAACUUCACACUAGAAGCUCAUUUCCAGCAGCAUUUAUUGGCCUUGAUGAUGGUCAAACUGUGAUAGACUACAUAAAGCAGAACAGUGAUCCCAGGGGAAGGUUUCAAUUUCGGAAAACAAGCAUUGGCACAAAACCAGCACCAAAGGUAGAUGCGUAUAGUUCCAGAGGGCCAUUUUUAAGCUGUCCCAAUGUUCUAAAGCCUGAUAUAUUGGCUCCUGGUUCUUUAGUGUUAGCAUCAUGGUCUCCAGUCAGUGAAGUUACUAAAGUCGGAUCACAUCCUUUGUUUAGCAAAUUCAAUCUCUUAUCAGGAACCUCUAUGGCUGCACCCCAUGCGGCAGGCGUGGCAGCACUUGUGAAGAAAGCGCACCCUGACUGGAGCCCUGCAGCCAUUCGCUCUGCCAUUAUGACCACUGCCAAUCCAUUUGACAACAAUUUAAGCCCCAUUAAAGAUGUCUCAAAUUUUAACCAGCCCGCUAGUCCUCUAGACAUUGGAGCUGGCCACAUCAAUCCCAUCAAGGCUCUUGAUCCCGGGCUUGUGUACGAUGCAACACCAGAAGACUACAUGAAGCUGCUGUGUGCAAUGAAUUACACAUCAAAGAAAAUCCGAAUGUUUACGAAGCUAAGUCACGACUGCAUGAACCGGUCCUUGGAUCUUAAUUACCCUACUUUCAUAGCUUUCUUCAAUGAUGAUGGGCUUUCAACUUCAGCUGACAAGUUUGAACAAGAAUUUCAGAGGACGGUAACAAAUGUGGGCAAAGAAGGAAUGGCUUAUACGGCAAAGGUGACAGGCAUGGAUGGUAUAAAGGUGGUGGUGGAGCCUCCGAAGUUGGUUUUCAAGCAGAAAUAUGAGAAACAAAGCUACAAGCUCAGGUUGGAGGGCCCAAAAUUAUUGAAGAAAGAUGUGAUUUUUGGUGCUUUGAGUUGGAGGGAUGAUGCUGGUAAAUACAUGGUAACAAGUCCAAUUAUGGCUACAACCAUCACAUCACAGUAACCCAUAGUUAAAUGCUCUGAUUGGGCCUUAUCCAAUAUGAUGUCAAUUAAGCCCCUGCGUUACUGUAUUAUAUCCCAUUCCAUUUUCUUUUAUUCUGCUACUUUAUUUAUAUUGUGUCUCUGUACAUUAUAUGACUUACAAGAGUAAAGUUAGCCAAAUUUCAUAGCUAAAA